AUGAAAUGCUUCGCCCUUGUGACGCUUCAGUUGCUGUGUGUUUUUCUCAUCAAGAUGAUCGUGGACCACUACCGUCCUUGGCACGAGAUCCUUGACUACGGUCAGUUGGCCUACGCGACACAGGAGAUAUUCUUUUACGCAUCGGGCGUGGGAACGCUGAUAUGCAUUGCAGCAGCUUGA
Messenger RNA from Cladocopium goreaui, 180 nucleotides. The record is from the annotation of a GenBank genome assembly. NCBI's taxonomy places the organism in Eukaryota, Dinophyceae, Suessiales, Symbiodiniaceae.